Molecule: messenger RNA, 8571 nt
Organism: Contarinia nasturtii (swede midge)
Lineage: Eukaryota; Metazoa; Arthropoda; Insecta; Diptera; Cecidomyiidae
Exons: 1
Coding region: 1483-3795 (770 amino acids)
Source: RefSeq, a predicted model, not a curated record
CGAUACACAGCAACAUUGCUCAUCAGUCUCGUCGUGAAAAUCAGACGAAUUUUUUUUAUUUCUCUUUAAAAUAUUUCAGUUUGAUUUUUAAACAAGUUCAAGUAGCUAUAUCAUUUUGCAAUAUAUAUUUUUUUUGUUAUUAACUUUUCGAUUCGAUACAAUUUGCCUUUUAAAUCAUAAAAUAUCAAGUUUAAAAUCAUCAUCAACGAUAUUUAAUUUUUGAUUGAUUUAAAAACAAAACGAAGUACAUUGCCUUUUUCUAAAAAAAAAACUUUUGAAUAAUUUAUUUGUGCAAAUACAAUCUGUGAACCGAAAAGUGUAGACAUCAAAAGAGAUGAAAAAAAGUGAGAAAUAUCCCAGCCAAAGUGUGAAACUAAUAUAACGAAUUUCAUUCACAAAAGACACAAAUACACGCAACACAGUGAUACUGACAAUUUAAAUCCACUCAAAAUCAAAUAUAUUCCCAAUCUUGCAUAGAAUCGCCGGAAAUUUUUCUGUAAACAUUGUGCAAUUGAUUAAAAGGGAGUAUUUAAAUGUAAAAUAAGUGACAAAGACCUGGACGAGAAGAAAUUGUUGUCAUUGAUUUUGGUUUUUUUUCUUCGUUUUUAAUUUUGUGAAAUAUUUUUUUUUUUUGCUUAACGCCUGCUGUGUAUUGUACACUGUUGUUUCGCCAAACUGAUCAAUGAGUGUCGACUACCAAUGUAUACGAAGCAAGUCCAAGCAACAAUCGCAACGAUUUAAAAAAAAAGAGAGACAAACUUAACUGCUGUUCGAUGCUAAAAUAGAAUGUGCGGUCGGUUCCAAGUAAAACACUUUUUUUUUUCUUUGCAAGUAGCACCAAACGCGCGUUUGCGACACACACACACAAACCAGUUAAAUUGAAGUUGACUUUUCUAGUGUGAACUCAUAAUAGCAACAAAUAAUUUUAUUUUUUUCGAACGAAAAAAAAAUCAGUAUUUGUUUACACGAAUUCGGCACCACAUCGUUUUCAGCUUAUGAAUAGAAUGAUAUACAACGAAAGUGCUGUACGUGAUUUACUCCAUAACAAGCCACUCAGAAUUGCUCACGUAUGCGAUAAUCGUAAUUUAGCAAAAAUAACAACAACAUUAAAUGAAUAAAAAAAAUAAUAAGCCCCAUAAAUAGUGGACAUUUUGCCUUUAAUUAAAACAUGAAAGAAAAACAUUUAAAUCUAAAUGAAAGCGAUUAGACUGAUAAAAUAAUAGCUCCAUUGGGAUAUACGAACAUAGAGAGAGAAAAUAGCCGAAAGAGAGACAGAAGUGUAUAAAAUAAAACGCUGAGAGAUGAUUAAGAAUUUAAUGUGAUAGAUAUCGUCCAGUGAACAAAUACAACCAUUUAUAUCAAUUUGAGCGUCGAAAAAAAAAGAAACAAAAAACACACAUACGAGAUAGGAGUCACAGCGACAAAACAGACAUUGUCCAAAUAAAAAAAGGCGAGAGAAAGAACGAGAUAGAAAUAAAAACGAUGUCAACAAACUGUAAUAAUUUAAUUAAAACGCCACUAGUAACUGUCGCGAACAUUGCAACCAUGGCAUCAUCAACACAUCAUAAUCAUACACCACAAAAGCAACCACAGCAUCCGAUAACCACAACAAAAAUGGGAUCCCGCCGCAUAUUUUCUGCUCAAUUUAAGCUCACCGUACUCGAUUCAUAUCGCAUGGAUGCCGAUUGUAAGGGAAAUCAGCGGGCCACCGCUCGCAAAUAUGGUAUUCAUCGUCGUCAAAUCCAAAAGUGGCUGCAAAACGAAACAAAUUUGCGAUCGAGCGUUAAUAACAAUAACAAUAAUAACAACAGCGAUUUACAAAAUAAUCAGAAUAACAACAACACCUCCGCUACCAGUCACAGUAAUGCGAAUAAAAUGAGCGCCAUUCAAGUAAUAAAUGGAGGCGCUGUACUAAAUGGCCGAACCGUGAAUAAUUUAUCAUUAUCCGGUGCGGACAAUGUCAACGCAAAACGUUUAAUCCAUGAAAAUGCAUCAUCAGUCACAAAUAAAUCAAUACUAAAUCAAUCAACGAUGUCUGGCAGCCCAACGACCAAUUUCCAUUUCACAAAAAACCAUCAACAACAAUACCACCACCAACACCAGCACCAGCACCAACACCAACACCAACAGCAAAAAUACAAUGCAAAUGAAAUCAACACAAUGUCCUUGGAUAUACCUAGACAUAGCGUCGCUGUAAAUGCACGAACUCAUAAUAACAGUAAUAGUAACAGUGGAAACAGCAUCGAACAUACUAUGAUAAAGACAGAGACAGGCAACUACAUCGAAUGCUAUGGCACAGGCAACGAAUACAAGUGCGCUACAAAUGCAGCAGCACCGACCACAAAUACCAGUUUUCCCGUUUCAAGUACAUCCACUUCACCAGCGUUAGCGCCGUCGUUUGUUGCUCGCCCAAUACCGCAUUCAUCAUCAAAUGAAACGACCGUUUCAUAUGCAUCUCAACGACAACCAUUGCGCAUCGUUUCACCGUCGUAUUUGUUGCCGUCCCCAUCACAAUCAAAUGCAUCGCAUGCAUCGAACGGAAUUCCAAUGAUUGACAAUACAAAAGCGUUCCACCCAACCCAUUAUCCGGCCACUUAUCAUCAUCCACAAUCGGUUGCCGUUGCGGCCGCUGCUGCUGCUGCAGCUGCAGCUGUUACAUUUCAUGAAAUCAACCCAAUGCUUUAUGAAUCAGUUCCACCACAAAUCGGUAUGAUCCCAUCAAUUCGACAUUAUUUACCACAUGAAUUGCAAGUUGCCUCAUUUGCAUCAAGAGCAAUGCCGUCGGCAUUUGAAACACCAUUCCAUUUGUCACAUCAAAAUGGUUUCUAUGAACAUCCAAAUGCAUACGAAAUGUAUCCAUCAUAUCUACCAUCGAUUGCAAUGCCAACAUCCAACAUUAUGCCCGAAUGUGUCACACCAAAAACGGAAAUUAACAUUGAUAUCGAUACAAAAUCAAAUGAAGAUGAACGAUGUGACCGACCACAAUCACCAAUCGAUUUAACAGUACCUGCCCGUCAAACAUUGGCCGAAUCAUGUCGACCGAUCAAACCACGUUUCUCAUUGCCAUCACCACCGGUUAAAGCAGCAUACAAAGCGCUCGAAAUUCCAUAUACCGAUAACAAUGAAAUCGAAUACAAACCAUGGGAUUUAAGAUGCACACGUAAACGUAAAAAUGACGAUGACAUUGAUGAAGGUAUCAGCAUCAAUGGCGAACAAAAUAAAACACAUGAAAAAUUAGCAUCUAGUCCAACACCAGCCAAAGUUGUUAAGCUAUUCAAACCGUAUUUAUUGUCCAGCGAUGAUGAAGACGAUACCACCGAUAAUGACGGAAAAAAGUGCCCAAAAUCGGAUGAACAAACAACGGCAACAACAACAACAGCAGCCCAACGCGAUCCGAUUAUUUGGAGCAGUCAUAAAUUUUAUGAAAAUAAUAGCCAAACAACGAUAACGCCAUUUCAGUCACCAAUCGUAAACACACAACCGCAAACUCAUUCAUCAUAUUGGUUAAAUCAUGGUUCACCGGUGUCUGGUUAUGAUAGCGCUUCGUCAACAUUCAGCGAUUGCAAUUGCACUGACUCGAAUUGCCAAACAAAAUUGGCAUCACCCGCACCGACAGUUGCAUCAACAUUCUCGGAUGAUGUCAGCGCCGAAACAACUGUGCCAACAACACCACAACCAACGAAAUACAUUGUACCCCGUCGGCAUAUUCUUGAAAAAUGGUCACACGAAGACGAUGAACUCCAAUCACGAAGCUCACAGUUCAAUCGAACACAACAAGAUAUCACCGUUCGGUAAAUGUCCAAACAUUUUGUAAUAGUUUAUAAGCUCAAUAUCUAGUUAAUCGUUUCGUUUUCGAAAAUGAUACUCUUUCAAUUUUGCAUUAAGAGAAAAAAACAACAAUUUCUUUUUUAAUAUUUUGGCCAUAUAAAAGAACGAAAUUUCUGAUUUGUGAUAAAAAAAAAAACAUUUUUUUUUCUGAAAGAUAAAAUUAAAAAAAGAAACAAACAAAAAAAAGAAUGAAUGAUUAAAUUAGAUCACUUUACUGAUUACAUACUCCGAUAAACAUAAUCACAAAAGCGAUAAUCGAUAAAAGCCUUACUCUUAAUUCCUGUAAAUCACAUCAAUAUUUUAGAUGUGGAUUAUUUCUAUUGCUGACGAUACAACGGAAAAUGUGAUUUGAUCGUUGAUUUCCGUUUCCGAAAAAAUUAAAAAGUCAUAAAAAGAAUACACCAUAGCCAUGAUGGCUUGAACAAAGAGUGAAAAUCGUUUGAAAAAUAAUUCUCGCACGCUCAUUAGGCGCAAACCAUCAAUUAUUUAUAAUUCCAUUCGGCUUAAAUGUUGAAGUAGCUCGGAGAGUGAAAGAGACGUGACAGAAAAAAUAAAUGAUUUUUUUUUCAGCACCCUGAAAUUAGAAGAACCUGAAUUUGGUUGUGCGCGCGAUAUAAUUACCAGUUUACUAAUAAUAAUUGCUUCUGUACGCGUAUCCAUUCUUUCCUGAUUUGUUUUUUUUUGUCGUCGUUUGAAAUUGUUUCGUCUUUCGUAGACAAUUAGACGGCCAAGGUGUUUGUUUGAAAUUCAUCGCCAACAUUAAAUGCUUUCGGGGAUUUGUCUUUGUUCAAUAAAGCAUUUUUCAAAUCAAUAUUAAUCUCGAAUUUAUUUUCUCACAUAAUGUCACCAUAAUAGUGAUUUGAUUUCCCAUUCAAUUAGUCAUUUUGGAUCGUGCUUAUAAAUACCGCCAAAAAAAGAAACCAUUUUUAAAUUGUCGUAUUAGUACACGGUUUCGGUGUCGAUGUUUGGUGGGUGCGCGUAUUUCUUUUUUUCAACACAUUAAAUAUUUAAAAAUUCAAUCACGCAUCCAACGCCGUCAUAAAAAAACAACUACCGAAUUUCGGUAUUCGUUUGACGAUAUUUAUUUAAUUACGUAUUUAAAUUGAUGUUGAGCCCAUAUAAAAAAAAUCAUUAAUAAUAAUUUUUUAUUACACGUUUGAGAAUUAAUUAAUCGUCGGCUUGUUAUCUUCACCGAAAAACAAGCAUAUCUUCAAAAAUGUAGAAUUAAACAACAACAAAAAAAAUAAAUUCGAGAAUUGAAUUGAUCCGUUGCAUAUUUAAUGUGUUUCCUGUGAAUUGAACACAACAAACACGAUAUGGAUUUUAAUUGCAUAUCAAUUAAUCUUAUUUUAUCACCACGAAAAAAAAAAAUAAAACCACCAUGACGAUGGUGUGAAAUAUGUGAAAUGCACACAUGAGUCUGUUUCAUAACGAAACAAGUUAAUUACAUGCUAUAUAUUGGACUGGAGGGGUUAUUUCCAUCGAAAAGUCUUAAUAAUUUUGCCAUCAGUUUUAACACCUUCGCCGACAUUGUUUUUUUUUUUAAAUGUUAAAAUCGUGCAUCGAAUGACUUUCAUUACACGUGCCGAUCGCAUUUAUUCUCAAAUGACACAAUCCAUUUGAUGAAUGAGCGGCCAACAUGAAAGAAUUUCAGUGCGUUACCAAUUUUCUGCGCAUUUGCAAAUGAGCCAUUUUUGUAGGUCUUUCGUCAAAAAUUCUUCUCCCAAUAACUUGUCUCUUUCUUUAUCGCCAUUUUCAUUGUCGUCGUUUUCAUCUUCUUUUUUUCCUCUUUGCACCUUGCAUUCACAUUUCUUCUUUUUCACUGAUCCAAAGCAAGUUUACGACACAAUCACUUGUGCCCCUUGUCUUCGUAACAACAACAAAGAAAAAACAAUAUCGUACGUGAAAAUUGUACAGUAGGUCGUAGUGAAAUGGCAUUGGGUUGGUGAUGCGGGAAUUUCCCAGUUUUAAGCUCUCAAUGGCUUUGCGACAAAAAAAUAAAACGAAAUCAACGACAAUUGUUUUUCGAAUAGUUCAACUGAAUGGUCUUAAAGGCUCUGUGGAAAUGAUGUUAAAAAGCAAAUAAUAUAUGUAAACUGUAAUAAACACACCUUAAUAGCACACUCAAUACAUUCGGCUCAGACUUUGUCAUGAUUUUUAUUUCUCUCUCUCAUACUCUCUAUCUCUGCCCUCUUCUUCUUCUUUUUCCAUUCUGUCAAUCGUUUCGCUUGAAAUUUUGUGAAAACGAACAACAUAAAAUUGAUUGUCACCAACGAGUGAGCGUUUGGGCUUGAUUUAAACGGAAAGAGUGGAAAAAAAGCACCUAACACGAAGAUAUAUUAAUUUUUAUGACUUUUUAAGCUGUUUUCGAUGGUCAUUUGUCAAGUAUUCGCUCAGAUGAAGCCAGUUUGUGAUUAUGAUUUUUAUUGGAAAACAUGACAGUUUAGUUCUUUAUUUUAGUCAUAGAGACAAAAAACGAGCAUAUUAAUGAACUGCAAAUCGUAAACAUACUAAAUUAUUGAGUCCAUCACACACUUAACAAGCAAAUGACACAAAAAAAAUUCCCUUUAAAAGCGUGUGUGUGAGUGGUUUAAAAUCGAUUUGAACAACAGAUAAGAGAUCGAUUACAAAUUCUUGAUACUGAAUACAUAUUUGAUGGAAGUGCCUUAUAUUUACAUGAAAAUUAUAUGAACAAAAAAGUGGAAUAAGAAAUUUCAAGUGCCAAUACAACCGAAAAUAAAACAACAAACAUUGAUUGUUUGUCUUUUGUGUGCGAAAAAUCGACACACAUACACACAAAAGAAACAAUACAGUCAAAACUGAGUUCAUUUCUUUUUUAUUCGCAUAUUAUACAAUAAUUUACAAUAUAUAUUUAAUCAAGACAAACAAAAUCACAUACACAUAUUUUCUAUGACAUUUUAAGACAAACAAAUAACGAGAGAAGAAAGAAAAAACAAUCCCGAAAUAUUAUAGAUACAUAAGCGAAUCAAUUGAAUAAAUAAAAGAAUCAUAGAUUUAAGUAAUAUUGUAAUUAUAUAAUUAAGCAAAAAUGUUGCGAAUCAUUUCUUUUCGCUUCGAGAAAAGGGAGCUGAACCGAAAACAAAACAGAAACCGAGCAACAAAAAAAUGAUUACUUAUCAAUCGAAAUUCAAGCAAACCCAAUGAUAAUUUUUGGUUGCCAAAAAAAGAAUACAUGGCGCAAAGCAUAAUUAAAAAUUAACCUUUGUACUUGAACUGUACACAUUCUGUAUGGAAGAUAAGGCAAAACCAUGAUUUACAAGUCUGGACUAAUUAGGGGGAAAAAAAUCGGUUACAGUGUUAAGUACAUCCGUUCAACUUGAGUUGAUUUAUUUAUAACAAAAUACGAGAAAAAAAAGACGACACAAUACAGUAAUAAAUCAGUGUCCGAAAAUACGGUGAUCUAUUUUUAAAACUAUAUGGCAAACGAUGAAAUUUUAGUAAUCAGCGGCGCUGACGAUGAUUAUUAAAUGUUUUGUUUUCGAAUUGAAUGUUUUGCUUUGAACAAGCAAUGCCUUUGACAUCGUUCCCUUUCCGAUGAGCAGCGCGUUUAUAAUCGAAUAAACUUCAAAUUCCAAGAUAUAAAAUUGUAAUUCACCAGCGCCCGAGAAUGAAAUGAUUCCUUGAAAUAUGAAAUUUUUGAUGUAUACCAAAAAAAGUCGAAGAUAAAAAUGCAAAUAAACUGUCGCUCACAACAAUUCGUUCAGUUCGUAUUUAUGUUGUUUUUUUUUGUUAUCAAUAAGACAUUCUUUUAUUACUUUUUGUGAGGUAAUUUAGUUUAGAAAUGCGAUAAAAUAGAGGAAAUGAAAGAAUCGAUUAGAUCGAACGUUUGUUUGUCCGUAUGUUCUCUGUGCAAAUGCAUAAGUCUAUAAGCAAAGUAAGAAAUUAUCUAUAAAUAGAGAGGAAAAGAUAUUUUUUUUGUCUUCACAUUUAUUGCGAUUAUUAAACUCUAUAUCAAAAUAUAUCAUCAAUUAAUCAUAUCAAAGUCCGCACCCAAACUAUGUGUUGGGUGUUACAUUUAUUAUAUCGUAACUUUUAAGUAUAUUAUCGUUUCGUUCUCAUACUGAAAAUUGUUUUCGUCACUUUUAAAUUGUAGAUAGAACAACAACAUAUGAAAUGUUUGUGAAUUAAGCUGUGUCGAAGAAAAAAACUAAGAAUUCGUCGAAACCCAGUUGUUUUAGUUUUUCAGUUGAAAAUGCACCACGAGUAAAGGUCUUCAAUUGUAGCUUUUAAAGCGAUCUUAUAGGUUUUCUCUCUCUUUUUUUAAACUUGAUUCGAAACAUAUGUGAAAUUUAAGAUAAAAAAAAAACCUGUUGCAAAUAAAUUAUCGUGUCAAUUAAGCAAUAUUAAUCAAAAAAAAAAUUUGAAGAAAAAAAAAGAGAAGAAGAAGAUAUAAUACUUUUCAAACAUAUAUUUACAUUGCUAAUGUUAAUCAAUAAGUUUAUUUCGUAAGAUAGUAUCAUCGUCAUAUUGGUCACUAAUGUAAUUUGGAACUGUUUGAAUUGUGGUCUGUAAUCGGCAAUUUUAUUGUAUCUAAGAGACAUGUCAAAACAUUUAUUGUAUUUUUUUAAGAAACAACAAAUUUAUUAUCCUAUCCAUAUUAUUCAUUUGAAAAAAAAUAUUAUUAUUAUUCUGUAUUAUUAUCGUAUAUUGUAUUUAAAAUCCAAUGAAAAACAUAAUGAAAUUAAUAAAAUUAAUCGAUUUCCUUUCUAAUUCGACAAUAAA